CUUGCGUCAAACUAGAUAACAAACAUGACGCCACUUCCGGUAUAAGUGUGUCUGAACUUUCGCAUUUUCGGAGAUUUUAAAUUCCUAAUUAUCCAAUGUGUCGUUGCCAAACAUUCUGAUUAAUACACAAGGUCAACUAAUUCUACAAGCGAAUUAGUCGCUGUUUUCGUUGUAGACAUUAGCUAGCUAACUAGUAAGCGACGUACCGUAAGUAAAGAGUUAGUGAAUUCCAACAUUUGAGCUUUAGCGAUGAAGGAGGCUUUGACUCUUCUUCACAGACUGAACGCACAUCCAGAAUCUCGGUGCUGGUUCGUCUGUUGGAGUCCGAGUGGAACUCUGCUGGCCUCAUGUGGGGGCGACAAGACCAUCCGGAUCUGGGGACGAGAGGGCGAGUCGUGGGUAUGUAAGAGCGUGCUGGAGGACAGUCAUCAGCGCACCGUGAGGAAGGUGGCGUGGUCGCCAUGCGGGAAUUAUCUGGCCUCUGCUAGCUUUGAUGCCACCACAUGCAUUUGGAAAAAGAAAAAUGAAGAAUUUGAGAGCUUGACCGUGUUGGAGGGACAUGAAAGUGAGGUGAAAUGUGUGGCUUGGGCUCCUUCGGGGAACCUGCUGGCGACAUGCAGCCGGGACAAGAGCGUUUGGGUUUGGGAAGUGGACGAGGAGGACGACUACGAGUGUGUCACUGUUGUCAACUCUCACACACAAGACGUCAAACAUGUGGCGUGGCACCCCACACAAGAACUUCUGGCCUCAGCGAGCUACGACAACAACAUCUGCAUCUACAAAGAGGAGGACGACGACUGGGAGUGCAGGGCCACUCUGCAGGGCCACACGUCCACCGUGUGGAGUUUGUCCUUCAGCGCCACCGGCGAAAGGCUGGCGUCCUGCAGCGAUGAUCGCACUGUCAAGAUUUGGAAGGAGCAUCCGGCUGAAAGUGGUCAAGGAGACUUGUCAUGGAAGUGUGUCUGCACGCUCUCUGGAUAUCAUGCACGCACUGUGUAUGAUAUUGACUGGUGUUGUCUGACAGGUGCCCUGGCAACUGCUUGUGGCGACGACACGGUCCGAGUGUUUAAGGAGGAGGCGUCACCCGACCCAGACCAGCCGGUGUUCUCCCUGGCUGCACAGGUGCCCAAAGCUCACGAUCAGGACGUGAACUGUGUGGCAUGGAACCCUAAAGAAGCUGGACUGCUGGCCUCCUGUAGCGACAGCGGCGACAUUGCCAUCUGGACGUUCCAGGAGCAGGACUGAACAUGGCCAACCAACAAUAAUGGUGUAAAAAAGUUUAUUCAAUCUGAUACAGUUUCAGUUUCAAGAUGUUUAUAUAAAAAUAAAGUGACAACACAACUA
Nerophis lumbriciformis (worm pipefish) is the source of this 1344-nucleotide messenger RNA. RefSeq names its product cytosolic iron-sulfur assembly component 1 (gene ciao1). Gene Ontology annotation, molecular function: protein binding. Gene Ontology annotation, biological process: iron-sulfur cluster assembly. Gene Ontology annotation, cellular component: cytosolic [4Fe-4S] assembly targeting complex. NCBI's taxonomy places the organism in Eukaryota, Metazoa, Chordata, Actinopteri, Syngnathiformes, Syngnathidae. The record is from RefSeq and is a predicted model, not a curated record.